This is a messenger RNA of Setaria italica (foxtail millet), 2537 nucleotides long. Its product is annotated as protein O-glucosyltransferase 1. NCBI's taxonomy places the organism in Eukaryota, Viridiplantae, Streptophyta, Magnoliopsida, Poales, Poaceae. The transcript has 5 exons. The record is from RefSeq and is a predicted model, not a curated record. The coding region runs from base 795 to 2366 and encodes 523 amino acids.
GCUUGUAUAUACAAACACAAGGGAAUUCUCCUUCACCGCAAAUGUGUUCAUUAUUGUAUUAUACAUGUAGGGUUCAGAUAUAGUACCAGUACACCCCCCAUAGAAUAAUCUUGCGGUCAGUAAAUCUCAAUUCAGGAAAAGGGGUCGCAUGAACAAUCUUGGUAAUGAUAUAUAAAUGAAGGGACCAUCCAUUUAAUUGUUGGGAUAUUAUCACCCAAAAUAUGUCACUUUUCUAGCCGUUGCAUUAAUCAGCACUUUAGAUCUAUCCAUAAUGAUAUAAUUUUUUCUGAUUUCCUGGAACACUUGAUUUCUCUAUCAAGAACAUUUAAUUUGUCUAUUGUUUUUUUUUCUUUGACUAAAUCAUAGCAAAUCUGGAGAUAAAUAGCUCAGCGCAUAAACAAAUACAAUUUGAGCAUCUCCGGUAUCCUCUCUUGAAAAAAGAUUGUUCGAUCCUAAAUGGAAUAUCAGCCAUAGGAAGCAUCAAUCCAAAAGAAUCAAUAUCUUCCCAUUUUCAAAUAAAAAAAGCCACCUCACUUUUCUUAUUAGGAAUAAAAAGCCCAAUCAGUAAGAAUUUGCGCUCCUUUUAGAAGGAACCGAGCGUUUCAGGCUAUUUUAAAAUGGAAAUCACCAAUUCAGGCUCCUGCAUGCAGAUAUCUACUCAAAUUAACAUAUUCUUCUUAAAAACCAGACACAAGUUAAUUACUUUUUCUUAAAAAAGAAAGUUAUCUUGCAGCUAGGACGGGGUAAAACCUGGCCCGUAACUGAAAGCUAGAGCACUGGGGGGCGAUGCAUCGAUGUGGGAGCUUCCACCACAGCUGCUAUCCACUCGGCUUCAGUUCCUCCGGCGACCCGCGGCGCGCACGUGCAUGGCGGGCUACGUGCCGGCGGAGGGCGGCGGGGCCGGCGGCCGGGGGCGAGGCGCGCGGUACCCGCCGCUGUCCGCGCUCGUCGUCUCCGCCAUCGCCGCCUUCUCCGCGGUCAUCGUCCUCGCCGUCGUCCAUUCGGCGUACGACGCCACGGUGUCGCGGACAAGGACGCUGCUGGGGCACAACCUGGAGCCGACGCCGUGGCACCCGUUCCCGCACGCCAAGGGCCGGCCACCGGCGCGCGCGGCGCUGCGGUGCGCGCCCUCCGUCGCCUGCCUGCCGCCGCUCGCGCGGCCGCGCCCUCCGCCGGCGGCGGACGCGGCCAACGCCUCGUCGUCGUCGGUGCCGCCGGGCAUCGGCAAGAGGCGGCAGUGCCCGGCCUACUUCGCGGCCAUCCGGCGGGACCUCGCGCCGUGGCGCCGCGCUGCCGGCGGCAGGGGCGGCGUGACGCGCGCGCUCCUCGACGAGGCUCGGCGGCGCGCGUCGAUGCGCGUCACGAUCACGGGCGGCGGGCGGCGGCUGCACGUGGACCUCUACUACGCCUGCGUCCAGAGCCGGGCGCUCUUCACGGUGUGGAGCCUGCUGCAGCUGAUGCGGCGGUACCCCGGGCGCGUCCCCGACGUGGACCUCAUGUUCGACUGCAUGGACAAGCCGGCCGUCAACCGCACCGAGCACGGCGACGGCGACCCCGCCGCGCCGCCGCCGCCGCCGCUCUUCCGGUACUGCACCACCAGGGACCACUUCGACAUCCCCUUCCCGGAUUGGUCCUUCUGGGGCUGGUACUUGCCGGAGACGAACAUCGAGCCAUGGAGCCGUGAGUUCAAGAGCAUCAAGGCCGGCGCCAAGGCAACGAAAUGGGUGGACCGGGUGCCGACGGCGUACUGGAAGGGCAACCCGGACGUGGCGUCGCCGCUGCGGGUGGCGCUGCUGGGCUGCAACGACACCGGCCUGUGGCGCGCCGAGAUCAUGCGCCAGAACUGGACCGACGAGGCCAAGGCCGGGUACCAGCACUCCAAGCUCUCCAGCCAGUGCACCCACAGGUACAAGAUCUACGCGGAGGGGUUCGCGUGGUCGGUGAGCCUGAAGUACAUCCUGUCGUGCGGGUCGAUGGCGCUGCUGAUCGACCCGCAGUACGAGGACUUCUUCAGCCGGGGCCUGGACCCGAGGGUGAACUACUGGCCGGUGAGCCGGGUGGGCAUGUGCGAGUCCAUCCGGGACGCCGUGGACUGGGGCAACGCCAACUCGGCGGAGGCCGAGCGCGUGGGGAGGCGCGGCCAGCGUCUGAUGCAGGACCUGAGCAUGGCCGCCGUCUACGACUACAUGCUGCACCUGCUCACCGAGUACGCCGCGCUCAUGGACUUCCGGCCGGUGCCGCCGCCCACGGCGCAGGAGGCGUGCGAGGGCUCCGUUCUGUGCCUCGCCGACGACAAGCAGCGGCGCUUCCUCGAGGCGUCCGCGGCGGAGCCAGCGGUGGACGAGCCCUGCGUGCUGAAAUGGUGAAACGAGUUCCGGGCUACAAACAGAACCACCCUCUUUUAACUAUCCAGAGGAUUUAGGAUAUAGAAUCAGUGAUGAUGUAGGAAAGGAUGUCAUUUCAUAAAAAAGAUAUGUGCAAGUUUCAAGCGAAUUUUCCAGCACCUUAUGUUUCCAAAGCCACUCCUCUGAACUUGA